Microcebus murinus (gray mouse lemur) is the source of this 3714-nucleotide messenger RNA. NCBI's taxonomy places the organism in Eukaryota, Metazoa, Chordata, Mammalia, Primates, Cheirogaleidae. The record is from RefSeq and is a predicted model, not a curated record.
GGCAGUUCAGACCCCGCGGUGAAGCCCGUCUCUCUCCCUCCACACAGUGCCUGCGUUCUGCGUGUGGCCCAGGAGGACAUGGCAGGAGCCAGCUCCAUGCCAGGCCUGACACCAGACCUUCCAGGGGCGAGCUCUGGGGCCCGAGUUUGGGCAGGCGGCAGGAAGAGGACGCUCCGGCAGGAGGCCCGUCGAGGUGCCAGCUCCCGGACUGGGGUUGCUGCUGGGGCCGGCCUGGGCAUCUUGGAGCUGCAAGCUGCCGGACAGGGCCAGGAUUCGAUGCAGCUGUGCACAGUGCCUGCUCAGAGGAGGGCUCAGGCCUCCAAGAGGCUCCAGGUUUCUCUGCACGACAUCUUAGCUGAAAAACGCACCAGGAAUCUUUGUAGUAUGCCUGGGUGUCUCCCAGAGAGAGCUGUGGUCAGGCUGGCAGGGGUGGAGGAGGCAAGCUGCCCCAGGCCCAGGGAGGCCAGAGAUGGUGGGAUGAGUUCUCCAGGGUGUGAUGGAAAAUGCCCCACGCUCAGCAAUGAGGAGUCCCCUGAAAGGGGCCUGCCAUGCCCACCAGGCCCAGCCCCCGAGGGAGCAAGAAAGAAAAGCAGGAGGUGCAGGGUGUGGUCAGAGGGUGUGGAGGGGGCUGGUGGGGAUCAGUGCCCGAGUGUGGGCAGCCCUCCGCAAGCUGCUGACCUGGAGUCCCUGGCAGGCCCCCCCAGACCCCUCUCUCCCGAAGAUGCUGGGUCUGGGCCUGGAGAUCCAGGUGGAUGUUGGGCGGCAUGUGACCCAGGGACUGAGAAGUCUGGGUGUUGGCCCGCUGCAGGGGAUGGGGCCCAGCCAGGCGGCCCCUGUGGCCCUGUUGGUUUCCCGGUGCCCAGUGGAGGGGAGGCCCCCAGCCCAGCUGCACCGGCUCCUCCGCAGAGCCCUGCACGGGGCCUGGGAGCGUCCGGACGGGCUUCUGCAGCGCAGCAAGAGGCUGAGCACGGUACAGGGCCUGGCGGUGCUGAAGGCCCUGCCGUGUCACACGACCAGGAGGAGCUGGAGGCCCAGGCUCAGCCAGCGUCUGGGGGUAGUCUGGGGCAAGGACUCGCUGCCCCCACCGAUAUCCGUGCCAGCUCCCCAGAGCCCUUGGGCAGCCUCAGCUCCUCCCUGGAGCCCACAGCCAGCGAGGCCUGCUCAGGCCCGUGCGUGGGGCAGAGCAUGUGUGAGUGUGCUGAGACGGUGCAGAGGGAGCCGGUGCCUUGUGCCGGAGACCAGGGCGCAGACAGAAGCUCAAACAACCCCAACCAGGGUGAGCCAGAGGAAGCCAGCCCAGGAGGCUGCCCCACACUGGAGGAAGUGAAAGUGCCCCAGGGGGUGAAGCUUGUGUGUUAUCUGGGCUCCGGGGCAGUGGUGCAGCUCCUGGGGGCCGUCAGCCACAGCCAGGCAGCGGGGCAGCCGCCGCCAAAGCUGGAGGCUCUGGAGGACUUGAUGGAGGUCAGCUCAUCCUCACCUGCCCGCAGGCCCAGAAGGAAGGAAAGGCCCGUGGCUCUGGGCCCUGCUGGGGGCCAGGUUUUCCAGCCGCCUCCUUUGGGAGGUGCAGCGUGGGACUCUGAGGGCCUCUCCGACCCUUUCCACCUGCGGGGAAGUUGCUCCCUGCCCCUCACGGACCUCACCUUCGAUGCUGAGUGUCCUCAGAGUGGCCCAGUGGAGGCUGAAGAGGAGGAGCCUCUACAAGAGGGGACAGAGGACUCAGCUCAGCCCCAGCCCCAGCAGGAGAAGCUACCCCUGGGCGGCGCAGUGCGGGACACUGUGGCCCGUGCCAUGCAGGAGGCGCUGUGGAGUCGCCUCCAGGAGCUUCCAGACCUGGUGCUGCAUGAGGAGGUGGUGGAGGGGGUCGCAGCCAGCAUCGAGGCAGCCCUCUUCGACCUGACACAAGGCACCAACUGCCGCUACAAGACCAAGUACCGCAGCCUGCUCUUCAACCUGCGGGAUCCCAGGAACCCGGUGAGCAGGGCUUCGGGCUGGGCGGGGCGCCCCCUCGAGGCUCAGAGCCCUGGGGGGAUGUUGGGGGCCCUGGGAGCAGAGCGGUGCAGCCCCUGCCCCCUGCCCCUGCAGGACCUGUUUCUCAAAGUGGUUCAUGGAGACGUCACCCCCCACGACCUGGUGCGGAUGAGCUCAACGCAGCUGGCGCCCCAGGAGCUGGCCCGCUGGCGGGACCAGGAGGAGAAAAGGGGCCUGGAGAUCAUCGAGCAGCAGCAGCAGGAGCCGUGCAGACUUCCAGCCUCCAAACUGACGCACAAGGGCGAAGUGGAGAUCCAGCGGGACACGGACCAGACGCUGACCCUGGAGGAUCUGGCGGGCCCUGUGGCGCCCACCGACUGCAGCUCACUGGCCCCGCCCGCCACGCUAGAGGACACCACGGAGCAGCAUGAGCACUACUUUCUAGACCCCAACUGCCGCAUCUGCACAGACUGGGAGCCCUCGAGUGAGCUGCUAGGCUCCUUUGAAGCUAUCAGGAGCAGUGAGGACAAUGUCUUCCAGAGAGUCCUAAGCCUGGCUCCUCUGUCCUCUCUAGAGAUGCCCAAGGCCAGGGAGAUGCUUCCCAUGGAGCCCCAGGACAGGGUCCCUCCAUCUAGGCCCCAGAUGCCUGCCACACCCACAAAGGCCUUGCCUUGCCAGCCGCCCUGGGAGGGCACUCUGGACAUGUUCUCCAUCAAGCGGUUCCGGGUCAGGGCCCAGCUGGUCUCGGGACACAGCUAUCAGCUCGUCCAGGCCCUGCCCGAGGUGAUCCGCUCAGCAGGCUGCAUCCCCCCAAACACUGUGUGGGACCUUCUGGCCAGCAUCGGCCCAGCUGAGGCCAAGGACGUCUGCGUGGUCAGGCUGUGUCCACAGAGGCCACAGGACACCCAGAAUUGCCACCUUCUCUACUCCUACCUCAACAACAAGCAGCGCCACAGCCUGGCCGCUGUGGAGCAUGUGGGGGUGGUCCUGCUGCCCCUGCCCGCCUUCCAGCCCUUGCCCACCAGACUGCGCCCUCUGGGGGGCCCAGGUCUGGAAGCCACUCACUCAAGUCUGUUGCUGGCUGUGCUGCUUCCCAAGGAAGGGCUUCCAAACACAGCAGGGUCCAGCCCCUUGUGGGGGAAGGUUCAAAAGAUGGUCUCCUUCAACAGGAAAGUGGAGAUGAGAUACUACCACCCAGAGUCCAGGAGGCCGCAUGUGGCCCUGAAGGGGUCCCCUCCCCAAAAGCAUACCCUGCAGCAGAGCCAGGAGAAAGGCAGUCUGGCCUCAAGGGGAAUUUCUGCUUGGCAGAGGCUUCCCAGAGGCAGGGGGAGGCUGUGGGCAGAGCCUGAAACCUGGCAGGGUCCUGGGCGAGGGGGGAGGCCCCCAGAACCAGGCUGGUGCCAGUCUCAGCAUUCCGAUUCAGCAGCACCAGCUGCCCAUGGCUUUGGCCAUGGCCAGCACCUCCACAGGGCCUCCUGUCCCCACCAAGCCCUGCUCCAGCACCUCGAAUCCCUGGUGACCAUAACUCACAAACUCCAAGCCUCACUGUGGCCCCCAGGCCAGGGGCUGCUUCCCCCAUCCCCUGCAGCAUCUGCCCAGCCCCCUGUAGUUCCAGAGCCCCCUGGCCUAGCCCCUGACUCCUCUUUGGGCCCUACAGAUGGAGCUGGCAAGAGUGUACCCUCCCUAGAGAGGCCUGACCCUCCUUACCCACCAGAACAGGGGCUCUGAUUCCCUCACCAGUGCUGA